Melanotaenia boesemani (Boeseman's rainbowfish) is the source of this 1192-nucleotide messenger RNA. RefSeq names its product solute carrier family 25 member 26 (gene slc25a26). The transcript is spliced from 10 exons. Gene Ontology annotation, cellular component: mitochondrial inner membrane. The record is from RefSeq and is a predicted model, not a curated record. Gene Ontology annotation, molecular function: S-adenosyl-L-methionine transmembrane transporter activity. NCBI's taxonomy places the organism in Eukaryota, Metazoa, Chordata, Actinopteri, Atheriniformes, Melanotaeniidae. Bases 103 to 915 code for a protein of 270 amino acids. Gene Ontology annotation, biological process: transmembrane transport.
UGCGUCCUUGACAGGCAUGUUUUGGUUUGACUAAGCUGGUAAAUAUGCCCAAGUGCAAAUUCUCGGGCUACACGACUGACAAGGAUAUCUUGUGAGGGGCACAUGGAAAGACGAGAGUUAGUCGCGUCGCUGGUGGCAGGAGGCUGUGCAGGGAUGUGUGUGGAUCUGACCCUGUUCCCCCUGGACACCAUUAAGACCAGACUGCAGAGCCAGCAGGGCUUCUACAAGGCUGGGGGCUUCAGGGGGAUCUACGCUGGGGUCCCAUCAGCUGCUGUCGGCUCCUUCCCCAACGCUGCUGCUUUCUUUGUCACCUAUGAGUGCACAAAGUCCCUUCUCGGCGCUGGUGGAGUGCUCGCAGCACCGCAAGUGGCACCUGUCACUCACAUGCUGGCCGCCUCCCUGGGAGAAGUAGUGGCCUGUUUGAUCCGGGUGCCCACAGAAGUGGUAAAACAGAGAACUCAAGCCUCUCCCUCAUGCAGCACCUACACCAUGCUACUGGCUACGCUUAGAGAAGAGGGUGUUCGAGGCCUGUACCGAGGCUACUGCAGUACAGUGAUCAGAGAGAUUCCCUUCUCCCUGGUGCAGUUUCCACUUUGGGAAUAUUUAAAGACUCUGUGGUCGUGGAGGCAAGGUCACACGCUCUACUCUUGGCAGUCAGCAGUCUGCGGAGCUUUUGCAGGUGCAGUGGCGGCGUUUGUUACCACUCCUCUUGACGUGGCAAAGACCAGGAUCAUGCUCGCAAAGGCAGGCUCAGCCACAGCGAGGGGCAACAUCCCACUGGUGCUCUACGAUGUGUGGAGGACUAGAGGCCUUCCAGGCCUGUUUGCGGGCAGCAUUCCAAGGAUGGCAUUCAUCAGCGUGGGCGGUUUCAUCUUCCUGGGAGCCUACGAGAAGGUGCGCCGUACUUUACUAUAGCAGGAAGUCCCCACUGGCAGUCCUGAGCCCUAACAUGGUGGAGGGACUCCAGUUUCACCAUCUCUGGAAGUAGCAACCCCGUCCCCUGCUGGGGGCCCCUGCCCUUUUGUGCAGCCAGGCCCUGAGAAGCACCUUGGAGCCAGUGCAUCCCCCAUAGUGCUGCAUCCCUGCUCAUUAGCACUGGAUUCUACUGCAGCAUCACUGGUUGCUAUGUGCUUACUGUUUUAUUUAUGUGCAUGUGAGCAAGUUCUGAAAUUAAAAAUUGUGUUUUUAUAUA